Messenger RNA from Rosa rugosa (rugosa rose), 552 nucleotides. RefSeq names its product RING-H2 finger protein ATL56-like. The transcript has a single exon. The coding region runs from base 1 to 552 and encodes 183 amino acids. Lineage: Eukaryota; Viridiplantae; Streptophyta; Magnoliopsida; Rosales; Rosaceae. The record is from RefSeq and is a predicted model, not a curated record.
AUGCCUCCUCAUCCUCACCACCAACACCACCACCACCACCACCAUCAUGAUCAACCACCACCCCCAAAACCCAAUCCCAAGCUCCUAUCUUCAAUCCUCAAAGCCCUCAUAAUGACCUUCAUAACCUCAAUCUUCUUCCUCUUCCUCGGCUUAGUCGCUUUCCUCCUCUUCCUCAUCCUCGCCGCCGACGCUCUCCACCGUCGCCGCACCCAAUUCGACCUCCCCUCAUCUGGGUUCUCCCCCAGACACUUCAAGACCCUCCCUCAGUUCCGCUUCCGAACCCAAAACCAAACGGCAUCGUCAUCGUCCGCCCAGUCCGACUGCGUCGUCUGCCUGGACGCGUUUCGGGAAGGCCAAUGGUGCCGGAAACUCCCUGCAUGUGGUCACCUGUUCCAUAGGAGGUGCCUCGACACGUGGCUCGUUAAGGUUUCGGCUUGUCCCAUUUGCCGGACACCUGUUCAAUUAGGGAACACCGCCUCCGCUGCCGGUGAAGAAGAAGAGGCAAAGCGCUUGUGGAAUUUUAAUAGAAACACUAGUUCAAGGGUUUGGUAG